AUGCUUGUGCGUUGUUUUCUCCUUCUCGCCAUGCGCUACAUACUGUCGUCCUUUGUGUACAAGACUCCCAAGGCGGGAGGUCCGGUCUUGAACUGCCUCUCUCGUCUUAUCAUACGGUCUGAUGUCCUGUGUGGUGCACUGGGAGCGGCAACGGUCAUGUUCGAGGUCUUGUACGUUCCCAGUGUGGCAGCCUUCGCGCCCAGGGGGCUUCAGAUCAUAACGGCAUAUCUCAUGGUAUUGCUGCACAUCGGAAUCGCCUUAGUCCACAGCAGUGCGAUCGGAGUCUUCUUUCUUCCCAACGUGGCAAGCUACGUCGUAGGAUUCUACGACUUUAGCGAUGACCCGUUGUUCGUAAGAUCUGCACCUGCAGCUGGCGAUUGGACACCUUUCGAAGGAUACUGCUGGUUCGUCGGUGUUCUCCUCAACGUCGCAGCCGUGCUGUACACGGCUUGGUCGCGGAAGCUGAUAGUUGAGGAUUGGCCUCUCACAACCAUGGCAUUGUUCCCUUGGAGUGGACAGCAGUGGCAGAAUCUACACAACGCAUUUGUUGAGGGUGACACGCGCGUGGUUGCUGUACCACCACAUAUUGGAGAGUGUAUCAAGGAUCGUGUAAGACAGCGUACUUCUGAAGGCGCUAGCGAGCUUGCAUGCAUCAGCGAGAUAUUUGUUGGCUCUCCUGUGGUGCCCAUCGUAGGUGCAGCAAAACUGCGAGGCGAUGAAGACGGCAUCGUUACCAUCGGCACCGGAAAGGCAAGUGGCAAUGCCAGCAUAUCGUCUUUAUGGGAGCGUAUUCGCCACACGCGGUGGCGGAUGUUUGGGACUUCGCCGUUUGCGAAGGACUUGCGUGCUUACGCUAUGUCCAAAGUUUUGAAUAAGGACACUAAUAAAAGCAGCACCUCAGAUGCAUUGCUUGCAGGAGAACAAUCUCCAUUGGACUGUGUCUACUUGUACGACAUAUGGACGCGAGUAUUAGGUCCCACGUGCUACCAAGAAGAAUUUAUCCCUGCGCUUGAGACAGAGUUGUUCAAAGCUUCCGAUGCGGGAAAUACUGGACUCCCUAUUCUGAUUGCAGUUUUGCAGAAUUGGCUUCUGAACUCCAAGCGGCUUGUGGAGGUCUCAAGUGAGAGGACUGUCCUUGAUUGCGCCUUCGUCAAAGUUGACAGUGAGGACAAAGUCGAAAGGGUCGUGACGUGGGGAAGGAUGUGUGACGUGCCGCAAACAUCGUAG
Messenger RNA from Prorocentrum cordatum, 1227 nucleotides. The record is from the annotation of a GenBank genome assembly. NCBI's taxonomy places the organism in Eukaryota, Dinophyceae, Prorocentrales, Prorocentraceae.